GAGCAGCCGAUCACAGGUCUCCACCGCUGAAGAAGUUGCAGCACCAAGGGCUUCCAGCCUUGGCCAGUCAUCAGCCCCUGAGGUCACAGCCCACGUGCCCAUGUCUUGCCUCUGCUUGCCUGGGGAUAGAGUCUGUGUUGCCACCAGGCUACCACCCUGGAGGUGAAAGCCAUGCUCUGACCUUGGUGUUCCCUACUGCGCCCCAGACUAGUUUCUCGUCCCACCUGGACGCGAUGUUUGCCAAUUCUUCAGUCAAUGCCUCUUCUACCAACAGUUCUGUGCUCCAGUGCCCUGACUAUCGAGGUACACAUCGUUUGCAUAUGGUGGUCUACAGCCUGGUGUUGGCGACUGGUCUCCCUCUCAACGCUCUGGCUCUCUGGGUCUUCCUGCGUGUACUGCGCGUACACUCGGUGGUGAGCGUGUACAUGUGCAACCUGGCAGCCAGCGACUUGCUCUUCACCCUGUCACUUCCCCUGCGCCUCUCCUACUAUGCACGGCACCACUGGCCCUUUCCAGGCUUCCUGUGCCAGACGUCGGGCGCCAUCUUCCAGAUGAACAUGUACGGCAGCUGUCUCUUUCUGAUGCUCAUCAAUGUGGACCGCUAUGCGGCCAUCGUGCACCCGCUGAGACUGCGCCACCUACGGCGGCCCCUGGUGGCACGGCGGCUCUGCCUGGGCGUGUGGGCUCUCAUCCUGCUGUUCGCCGUGCCCGCCGCCCGCGUGCACAGCCCGUCCACCUGCAAGUAUGAGAACAUCACCGUGCGCCUGUGCUUCGAGAGCUUCAGCGAUGAACUGUGGAAGAGCAGGCUGCUGCCGCUCCUGCUGCUGGCCGAGAUACUGGGCUUUCUGCUGCCCCUGGCGGCUGUCGUCUAUUCGUCGGGCAGGGUCUUCUGGACACUGGCAAAGCCCGACGCCACUCAGAGCCAGCGGCGACGGAAGACCGUGCGCCUCCUGCUGGCCAACCUCAUCAUCUUCCUGCUGUGCUUCGUGCCCUACAACUCCACGCUGGCGGUAUAUGGGUUGCUACGGGCCAACCUGGUGGAGAACAGCUUUCAGGACCGUGAUCAGGUGCGCGGGGUGCUGAUGAUAAUGGUGCUGCUGGCCAGCGCCAACUGCGUGCUGGAUCCGCUGGUUUACUACUUCAGUGCCGAGGGUUUCCGUAACACCCUUCGCAACCUGGGCGCCCCGCUCCAUACCAGGCCUUUGGCUACCAAUGGGGCUAGAGGUAUGCUCACCGAACUACCCUCAGAAAGCACCCAAAACACUGGGCAGGAUGCCACAAGUCAGGUUCUACUCCAGCCUGCCACUCUGGGUACACCCCCGGACAAAUGCCCCCAGGAUUCGGCUCUCUGAGAGGACGCAGUCUUAGUGUCUACCUAGAUUUAGGUCAUCAUCCUGAG
Molecule: messenger RNA, 1399 nt
Organism: Mus pahari (shrew mouse)
Lineage: Eukaryota; Metazoa; Chordata; Mammalia; Rodentia; Muridae
Gene: Lpar5
Product: lysophosphatidic acid receptor 5
Exons: 2
Coding region: 234-1352 (372 amino acids)
Biological process (GO): behavioral response to pain; G protein-coupled receptor signaling pathway
Cellular component (GO): membrane
Molecular function (GO): G protein-coupled receptor activity
Source: RefSeq, a predicted model, not a curated record